Molecule: messenger RNA, 348 nt
Organism: Acanthoscelides obtectus
Lineage: Eukaryota; Metazoa; Arthropoda; Insecta; Coleoptera; Chrysomelidae
Source: the annotation of a GenBank genome assembly
UCGACGUUAAAAUUAUGAAGACCUUAAAUAACUUGAUAGUAUAUCCUAUAACAAAAUUGAUAAACAUGUGUAUAGGAAAUAAUGUCUUUCCUGCCUUAUUAAAACUUGCAAAGAUUCUUCCACUCUUCAAGAAAGGAUGUGAAAAUGAGCCAUGUAAUUUCAGACCCAUUUCUAUAAUACCAAUUAUAGCAAAAAUUUUCGAAAUACUUUUGAAGAAUCAGAUAUGUGAAUACUAAAGAUCAAGGAAAGCAGCAGUAAACGAUUUUAUCAGUUUCAUCAACAAAUGUCUGGAAGAUAACAUGUUUGCUCUCGCUAACUUCUAUGAUCUUACAAAAGCAUUUGAUUGUG